Scedosporium apiospermum is the source of this 798-nucleotide messenger RNA. Its product is annotated as Ubiquitin-conjugating enzyme E2 J2. The coding region runs from base 1 to 798 and encodes 265 amino acids. Lineage: Eukaryota; Fungi; Ascomycota; Sordariomycetes; Microascales; Microascaceae. The transcript is spliced from 3 exons. The record is from RefSeq and is a predicted model, not a curated record.
AUGGCCAGCAAGGCUGCUCGCACACGGUUGACCCGAGAGUACAAGGCGAUCUCCGAGAACCCGCCACCAUACAUCACGGCGCAUCCAUCGGAAUCGAAUAUUCUCGAGUGGCACUACAUCAUAACAGGACCCGAGGAUACUCCUUACCAUGGCGGCCAGUAUUGGGGCACUCUAAUGUUCCCUCCCGAGUACCCUUUCAAGCCCCCCGCGAUCCGUAUGCACACGCCCUCCGGCCGAUUCCAGCCCUCGACUCGUCUGUGCCUCUCCAUUUCCGAUUUCCAUCCUAAGAGUUUCAAUCCGGCUUGGGAGGUCUCGACAAUCCUGAUCGGCCUCCUCAGCUUCAUGACCAGCGAAGAGAUGACCACGGGUUCGAUUUCAGGAACCGAACUGGAGAGGAAGGCUCUCGCCGCCAGGUCCCGCUGGUGGAACUCUACUGGUGGCGGAUCUCAUCUUAAGGCCAACCCUGCCCUGAAGGGCAACGUCAAGGCUGGCGAUGGCGGGGCGAAGUUCCGCGCCGAGUGGCCCGAGAUCGACCAGGAGAACUGGGACUGGAUCAAGAAUAACAACAUCGACCAAGCAACCGGACGAGUAUCUCUCCAGCUUGCCUCUUCGUGCCGACCUCAGCUCGGUAUUCCCGUUGCUGCUGGAAGCGCCCACCAGACCCAGGCUGUAGUCGAUGCCGUGGUUAACCGCCGGGACGCCGGCUCCAGCUGGGCGAGCAGACAUAGACUGCUGCUCUUUGGCGGAGUCGUUUUCCUUUACGUUCUGAUUGUGCGUUUGGUGGGUAAUAGCGAUUGA